Molecule: messenger RNA, 1194 nt
Organism: Cyphellophora europaea CBS 101466
Lineage: Eukaryota; Fungi; Ascomycota; Eurotiomycetes; Chaetothyriales; Cyphellophoraceae
Exons: 2
Coding region: 1-1194 (397 amino acids)
Source: RefSeq, a predicted model, not a curated record
AUGGAUACAGAACCCCGCGUCGAAGCCUACCUGAACACCCAAGACUUCUCGACCUGCAAGUACGACUUCGCACAUCCGCAGCAUGUCGAAGCUAUCAAAGGCGGAACGACCAACUACACCUACAGGCUAUUAUACUCGCCAGAAAAGGGUCAACGGUCGGUCGUAUCAGCAGUCCUGAAAUUCGCCGCCGAGUAUGCGACCAAUGACCCUUUCACGCCUUUCUCGUCGGAGCGACAGCGCUACGAGGCGCACGCAAUGCGCGAGCUAGCCGAUGCCUUGAACGCCCAGUACGAGGGCGAAGAGUGUAUCGUCCGGGCGCCCGAGCUUUACUACUACGACGACGCAAGCCACGUCAUGAUCAUGGAAGACAUCAGCCCUCCCCCAUCGCUGAGCGCGUCCGGUGCAGGCCCCCUGUACAUUUCACUGGAAAACAUGUGUCAGAGUCCUGUGGGCGAAAACGCCUUGGAGCUCAUGCGCCUGCUCGGGGAUCAGCUGGGAAGAUAUCUGUACCGGUUACACUCGCUAACGAGGGGUGCGUCAGAGCCUGCCUCGCGGGAUCUGCGCGUACUUUUCCUGCCCAACUCCAUGAGCAAGGAGAUCGACGUACAGACCUGCUUCCGAGAUGUCCCCGCCAAGUUGGCGCAAUAUGGCAUUCGUCUCUCUGCCGACGACCACAACAAACUUGCCGACAUCAUCGCCGAUCUGGACAAGGACUACAUGAACACACCAGAGAGUGUGAUCAUGGGGGAUACAUUUUUUGGCAACAUCAUCCUCAAGCUGAACGGUAACGGUGGUGAGAAGACGCUCGAGAGCAUCAGCAUCAUCGAUUGGGAGUUCGCCGCGUGUGCGCCGUGCUAUGUCGACCUCGCUCAUUACCUCUCGGAAAUAUGGCUGCAAGACCGCUUCUUCCCUGGUCCGGGUCCGGCAGCGGCCGUGAACCAGGAAGCCGCAAUCUCGACCUUCCAAUCCUACAUUCGGUCAGGUGGGUCUGUCGACCCUCGACGACUGGCAUGCUACGUAGGCGGUCACGCGGCCUGCUUCCUACAGUUUAUGGACUGGAACGACCACGACGGCGUCAAGCGGGCUGUGGCGAAGGAGGGCGCGCUGAUGAUGUUGCACGCUGACAAGGGAGAUUGGGCUGAAAUUGGCCGGAACAGCCCGUUCAUGGGUAAGAUCCUUGAGUUGCUCCUUUGA